This is a messenger RNA of Moneuplotes crassus, 763 nucleotides long. NCBI's taxonomy places the organism in Eukaryota, Ciliophora, Spirotrichea, Euplotida, Euplotidae. The record is from the annotation of a GenBank genome assembly.
AUGAAUUUUGAGGAAAAAUUGAAAAAAAUUGAUUCUCAACUUGCAGAAAUCAAUGAUACCAGCCGGACCAAAGACAUUGAAAAAAUUAGGAAGCUAGUUUCAGAGAGACAGGUUAAGGGACCAACUAUCAGUGGAAAGCACACCAUUUCGAAUGCUGUCAAACAAAAUGCAAUCGAAAUCUCUUCUAUUGCUCCAUCUAUAAGAUCUGACUCUAAAAGAAGAGGAGAUAAAAUCCAAGAGCUAAGGAAGAAAAGAAAAACAAAAGAAAAGGCCAAAUUAAAAGAAGAAAAGCAUCAGGGAAAUGAUAAUAGUAAAGAAAAGCUCAGAGAUGUUUUCAAUUCCAGGAAUAAAUGGAGUACUAAGCCUAUAGAUGAGCAUAAAGAUCUUCAAAUUCAAUUGGAAAAUAUAUCUGAACUGACACCAAAAGUUCUUGAACCUAAAGAAGAAACCAAAGAUGAUGUCAACAUGAACUGGAUAAAUGUGAACUCUAUUAAUAAAAAAUAUCAGAAAUCAGCAUAUACCCUCACUGAGCAUCAAGAAAGUUCAAUCUCUGAGUUAACUUUCCAAGAUCCAACUCGAACAAAUAACAAUCCCUCUAACCCAUCACACCCACACCAGAACACCCUAGUCCAUCAAACAGACGUAAACAUCCCCAACUCCACCCCAUCCGACCCAAACCCUCAAGAAAUUCUCCAAAAUUCCAAGAACAAAUUCUAAAACAAAGAUCACUUAUGUCCAGCCAGAUCAUGAAGAAAAUUAAUUC